Molecule: messenger RNA, 2767 nt
Organism: Prorocentrum cordatum
Lineage: Eukaryota; Dinophyceae; Prorocentrales; Prorocentraceae
Source: the annotation of a GenBank genome assembly
CACCCACCCACCCAGCCACAUAACGCGCUUUAUGUGGUUUCGAAACGGCUGGAGCGCCAGUUGGCCUCGCCAGGAUCGGUGUAUGUGGAUAGCGGUCGCCCUCCUCAGGAGGGCGGCGGCGGCGGCCUUCUCACCGGAAGGAUAAAGAGGAGCAGGGACACGUUCGCGUUCAUAGAGCAAGACAGCGGCGGGGACGAAGUCUUCGUGUUGCCCAAUGACUGUGCCGGGGGACAGAUACCUCCUGUUGGGGCGCGGAUUCGGUACGCGAUCGGGAUCGACAAAAAGAAGGGCCGUCCCAAGGCAGUGCAAGUGGUGCCGUUGGACGAGCCCGACCCGGCUGCCGUGAACGCCUGGGACGAGAACGAGGGUUCGGAGAUGGGCUUCGUCGCGAAAAACGAGGGAACGAUGGGGCUCAUCCAGCCGGACAGCGGUGCCGCGAUGCUGCUCGUGCUGCCAGCAAGCUGCACUGGCUUCGGCGGCCAGAUCCCGCCGGUCGGCAUCCGCGUGGAGUACGACGCGGGCGCCGACCCGGAGAGGCAGGAGCCCUGCGCCCUGAACGUGUGGCCGCCCGGCAUGCGCCGGCGGGCGGCGCGGCCGCGGGCCACCAGCGGGCGCGCCGCGGACGUGCGCACCGGGAUCGUGAAGAGGAACUUCGUGAAGUACGGCUACCUCGUGCGGGACGACGGAGAGCCAGACAUCUUCUUGCUCCCGGCGCAGUGCAUCUGGCCCACCGUUUGCUGUCUUCUGGUGGUCGGCUUCGACCGGGCCAUCCCGCCCGAGGGCACCCGCGUGCAGUUCCUGGAGGGCGUCGACCCCAUCAAGGGGCAGCCGCUGGCCGAGGCGGCGUGCAGCUUGCCCGAGCUCCUGACGGGCACGGUGGUUGUCAACAAGGAGGGGUUCGGCUUCAUCGCCCCGGACGGGGACGCCGAGGCGAAGAUGCUGUUCGUGCUGCCCCAGUUCUGCUACGCCUUCCAGCGCAAGAUCCCCCCACCUGGGACCCGGGUGCAGUACGAGCUGGGGGUGGAUCCCAAGAAGGGGGAGCCCCUCGCCAAGAACGUGCAGCCCACCGGGGAGCCUCCCGUGGAGCUGAGCGCCAAGGGCACCAGGGCCUGGGGCGCGGACUGGGACGGAGGCGCGUGGGACUGGGCCCAGGACCAGGACUGGGGCGAGGACUCCGGCGGCGACUGGGGCAGCGCGCCCGCGCCGCCCACGAUGCGAGCCCCUCCCGCCGCCGAUCCCGACGGGGUGCGCACCGGCACGAUCAGCAGGAGCGUCGCCAAGUUCGGCUACGUCGCGCAGGACAGCGGGGAGCCCGACCUCUUCGUGCUCCCCGCGGCGUGCAAGGGCUUCGAGCUCGCCAUCCCGCCGCCGGGCACGCGGGUGGCCUACCGCAGGGGCAGGGACCCGAAGGGCAUGCCCGUGGCGCAGGACGUCCGCCCGGAGGCGGACGUGCGCCCCGCGAAGGCGCUGCGCGGCAUGAUCGGGAGGAAUCGAAUCUCGACAAGUUCGGCUACGUCAUGCGGGACAGCGGGGAGGCCGACCUCUUCGUGCUCCCCAGGCAGUGCGCAGCCUUCGGCGGCCGCAUCCCGCCGGUGGGCACGCGCGUCUCCUUCGCCCUCGGGGCGGGCCCGGGGCUCCCCUCGGCGGAGGACGUCCGCCCCGAGGAGGCCCCGGAGCCCGAGGCCGCCGCGGGGCCCUGGGAGGGCUGGUGGGCGGGGCCCGGCGCGCCGGGGCGGGGCGAGGAGGGCCCGGCCGAGGAGGCGCCGAGGAGGAAAAGAUCUCGGGGGCGGCAGAGAAGGAGGGCCUGGCUGGGGCAUUCGCCGCGGAGGCGGCGGGCAUCGUGACGCAGAACAAGGGCAAGUUUGGCUUCAUCACACAGGACAUCGCGGGGAGCCCGACCUCUUCGUGCUGCCCGGCGCCUGCUGUGGGGGGGAGGUCCCCCCCGUCGGCACCCGCGUGGCCUACACCAUCGGCGCCAACGCCAAGACGGGGCAGCCCCUCGCUCAGGGCGUGCGCCCCGAGGGCGAGCCGGGCCCGGGGGCGGCGGCCGGGGCGGGCGCCGGGGAGGCGUCGGGGGUCGUGUCGCAGAACAAGGGCACGUUCGGCUUCAUCACCCAGGAGACGCGGGCGUCCCGGGCGAGCUCUUCGUGCUGCCGGGCGCCUGCGCCGACUGGGAGAUCCCCCCCGUGGGCACCCGCGUGGUCUACACCGUGGGCGCCGACGCGAAGAAGGGGCAGCCCCUGGCCCGAGGCGUGCGCCCAGCGGGCGAGCCCGCGCCGACGCGGCGGCGGCGGAAGUGGCAAGCGCCCGGAGGCGACGACGGCCUCGCCGACGGCGGCAGCGCCGAGGCGGAGGCGGUCCCCAAGCGGCCCAGGGGCCUGUGAGGCCCAGGCCCAAAGAACAAACAGAUGCACAGUUUUAUGAUUAUGCCGUUGCUUAUUCCUCUACCAAGGACUCCCUGCUGCGGCCGAGCGGCCUGCGCGGCGGCUUCUGCGCGGGGGGGGCAGGAAAAAGGCAACCAUCGGGGGAGGAAGGUACGCGUAUCGACACCGCUGCUCGUCUUGGAGAGCCCUCGUCGCCACGGUUGGAAUAUCAUCGGCAUGCUGGUCAGAACGCAGCCGGGGGAGUGGGGUCAGCGAAUUGGAGGUGUUGGUGUCUUGACGUUCCUCCAAACACAAGACUCGUUUUCGCCGUCGGCCGCACACUACCAUGUUGCUUCCUCCUUCCUCUCCAAUUCGGCGCGCUCGGGCAUCAUCUUCCUCUCCCC